Penicillium vulpinum is the source of this 648-nucleotide messenger RNA. Its product is annotated as Bromodomain associated domain protein. Gene Ontology annotation, molecular function: protein heterodimerization activity. NCBI's taxonomy places the organism in Eukaryota, Fungi, Ascomycota, Eurotiomycetes, Eurotiales, Aspergillaceae. Bases 1 to 648 code for a protein of 215 amino acids. The record is from RefSeq and is a predicted model, not a curated record. The transcript has a single exon.
AUGUCAGGCCCAAACCUUCACAACGCUCUCCUCCGCCCUCCAAUCAUCCAAAUCCUGCGUGCUCAAGGCUUCCACUCAACACGCCCCUCCGUCUUGGAAUCUAUCCAGGAUCUGACUGGACGGUAUUUGAUGAUUCUCGCCUCAUCUGCAGCGGAGCAUGCCGCAAAUGCGCACCCAUAUGACCCAGUUCCCGGCCUCGAAGACAUAUACCAAGCUCUGCAGGACGCAGGAGCUAUCCGACCACAAUUACGUGAAUGGGAAGAGGAAUGGCAGGGAGAAGAAGAUAUGCGAGGUCUUGAUGCUUUCCUCAGCUGGAUCACUGGUCCUGUCCACCGUGAAAUCCGACGUGUUGCCGGCUUUGUGCCCAGUGAGGGGGACAUGGUGGAUCCUGACGCUGUUGAAAAGGAGGAUUACUUGACUGCAUUGAAGAAGAAACAUAGUAAGACUGGUGAGGAAUCUCGUUACGCUGGAACCGUCCUAGGAAAACACGCCGAGGAACACCCGGUCAUCAUAGAGGGUGGUGCGCCCAGCAUUCAAGAUUGGGGUGCGCAGAUUCGUGCCAGAGCUUCAGAGCCAACGGACAGUGAUAGCUCAGGUGUCAGCAGCGCGCCAAGUCACCUCUCCGAGGAUCAAGCUAUGGAGGGGUGA